CCCUCUUUAUCUCUCUCCCUAUCUGUUCUUCUUCUUUCAUGCCCUCCCUCUUGCGUUCACUCCCGACGCCAGCCUCGAUUUCUACCUCUACCCCCUUCUCUCUCAGUGGCUUCAAGUCGCAACCCUCCCACUCGCAAUGUAGGGUUUUCGAUUGUGAAUCACGAAACUAUGCUUCGAUUGGGUCACCGAAGGCUAAGGUUUCCACCACCACAGCCACCGUUAUCAUCAUCAACUUCCUCGAAUUCUACAUUGACGUCACCGCCUUCUCUUGCUCUCUCUGCUUCGAACCCCCAUGGGAGCUCUCUGUUGAGUAUCUUCAUUUCGAUAGAAGUGUCGGCAAGGUGGUUGUUUGCAUUGACCUGACUUUCAACCAACAAGUGGCAAAGUAUAGAGUAUGUGUGUGUUCAAAUUGUGAGAUGGGUUUUUAUAUUUGAUUAAACAACACUGGUUAUAGUUGAUCUCAAGCAUUGGCCAUUUGCUGAGGUAAUUUUUCUUUAUUGAUUGUAAUUUAUCUAUAUAGAUUUGGUUAAACAUCAAACACAUUCCCUUACAGUAGAUGAUUAGAAAACUGGUAGUUGAUUGUAAUUUAUCUAUAUAGAUUUGGUUUAAUGAUCAGAAAACUGGUAGUGUAGUAUGCUUAAUACAUAUAUGGUUGAAGAUCAUCUAGCAUGCUUAAUACAUCAUUGAGGGUUAUUCUUUUUUACUUUUUAAUCUGAAUGUUAUUCUCUGUUCCUUUUUUUCAUUACCAAGAUGAGUUUAAUUUGGUUGUUAAUUUAGAUUUUUUUUUUCCAUAUUUGUUGGUGCGCUUUUUUUAUUUUUAUUUUUUUGAAGUACAUUAGUUAAUGAUAGGGCUUUUUUUCUUUUUCUUUUUUUUUUUUUCCUUUGAUUUGAUGUCCAAGUCUGAAUUUAGGACUAAUUUGUUCUAUUUUUUUUUUUUAUAUUAAUACUAAUACAAUUUGUUAUUGAAGUGAUGAACAUGAGCAUGAAGAGAAGCCUAUGGAUCACCACUACAGGUGGUGAUGGUGUAGUUGGUGGUGGUGGUGGUGGUUUGUUGGUGAAGAAGAGAGGGAGGCCAAGAACGUAGGACUCAGAUGGUAACUUGAGACUACCAUUUAUAUCAUCGCCACCGCCAAGUUUUUCUUUCUCACCUCCUUUUUCUGAGUUCUCUUCUUCCAAAAAGGGUUAUGGCAGACCACCUAGUUCUGGUAACUGCCAGCUGCUUGCUUCUUUAGGUAAGUUCAAAUCAAGCCUUUAAAUCAACAUUUUCCCUUGAGAUUGAUAAUUUAGUUGUGUACAACCUUUUCCCUUGCUGCAAUUCAAGACUGACUCCAUCAAACACAUUGAAAACAGGAGGUAUGGUUUAACUUGAUUUUUAUUUUUUUUGAAGUACAUUAGUUAGUGUGAUUUGUAGGUUGUGGAUGAACUUUUAACGAGGUGGAAAGAGACUGCAUGGUGAGCUUUUUGAUAAGUGUAUAGGUAGUGUUAUUGCAUAUGGUUAAAUUGGAAUGUAAGUGUUUAUUCAUUCUCUUCAUGGGUUUUAGGUUCAUUGAAAGAGAUUUUGAUGCGUAUGUGGAAAGAAUUUGACAACCUUAUGUAUGGGGUGGCAUCCCAUGUUCUCAAGUGAGUUCUAUUCACUAUUUCAGUGAAGCAUUUAUGUUGUCAGUAUGAAGCAAUUUAUGUGCAAAAAACAAUAUCAUAGUGUUCAUCAACGUGUUUUUGCAUAUUGGCUCAUAUACAAUGAUAUUUGUCUAUUUAUUAGUUUGAUGGAAGGGUUUGUUUGCCUCAUCAAAGUGUUUUUAUAUUAAAUUGAUAAUCUAUAUAAUAAGACAGAAGGGUUGGGAUUACAAUUAUAUUCUAAUCACAAUAUUAUUUACAUCACUGCUCUCGAACUCGGCUC
Molecule: messenger RNA, 1897 nt
Organism: Camellia sinensis
Lineage: Eukaryota; Viridiplantae; Streptophyta; Magnoliopsida; Ericales; Theaceae
Source: RefSeq, a predicted model, not a curated record